AUGCCUCACCCUAGUCCGCAGACACUGCCUGCACUACCUGACUCGACUUCACCAUCCAAUGUCAUCUUACCACAGGCCUUGCCUGACCCCAAUCCACAGCUACCUGACUCGACUUCACCAUAUGAUGUCGUCUUACCACGGGCCUUGCCUGACCCCAAUCCACAGACACUUCCUGCACUACCCAACUUGUCUGCUCCAGGGCUGGAAGAGGUGCUGUCUGGAGCAUCAUCCUCCGGUCAGCCUGUAGAAGUACCAGACAUCAGUGUCAAUGUUCCUCAUGGUAAUUCUCAGAAGUGCAAAAACUUGCAGGAUAAGGCAGGUGUGGAACUACUGGUGGCAGAGCCGCCUGUCACAAGCUGUCCCAAAUGUGCCCGUAUCGAGUUGAGACGUAACAAGAUUGCAAACUCAAUUGGCCAGGAGAACACCACUCAGAAGAAAUCCAAGACUCAAAAGUACAAGUCCGCAUUAGGAAGGAAGAAACGGGGAAGAGAUGAUGUCACUCGAGGAACGAGAGCCACGUGGCAUCUCCCAGGAACCAUGGAUAUAUUACAGGGAAUGAUAGUACUAGGGAAGCUCAAAGUUUUUGUUUUUGUUUUUGGGGUGGAACAAUAUUAUCAACUAGCAACUGAUAAGAUCAAUCCUAGAGGAUACAUUUUGGGGCAGGAAUUUUACCCGUGUUAG
Molecule: messenger RNA, 681 nt
Organism: Suillus plorans
Lineage: Eukaryota; Fungi; Basidiomycota; Agaricomycetes; Boletales; Suillaceae
Exons: 3
Coding region: 1-681 (226 amino acids)
Source: RefSeq, a predicted model, not a curated record